Molecule: messenger RNA, 1521 nt
Organism: Aspergillus mulundensis
Lineage: Eukaryota; Fungi; Ascomycota; Eurotiomycetes; Eurotiales; Aspergillaceae
Product: cytochrome P450
Exons: 1
Coding region: 1-1521 (506 amino acids)
Molecular function (GO): iron ion binding; heme binding; monooxygenase activity
Source: RefSeq, a predicted model, not a curated record
AUGGCACUGGAAACAGUCAUCUCACUGUCCCCUGCGACUCUCGCGGCGGGCGCUGCAGUACUGGUCUCGGCGUACUGGCUUGCAACCUAUGCCUACCUCUACUGGCUGCAUCCUCUUUCCAAAUACCCUGGCCCACCCCUCGCAGCCGUGUCAGAGCUGUGGUAUGCAUCAGCGUGGACGGGCGGUUUGUGGAAUCGCAAGAUCCAGGAAGCCCAUCGCCGCUACGGCGACAUUGUGCGCAUCGCCCCAAACGAGCUCUCGUUCGCAACAGCCCAGGCCUUCCGCGACAUCUACGGCGCGCCCACCAAGACGCGCAAGCUGUUCCCCAAGUCCGAUCGCUUCUAUGACAACGGCCACCCCAACAUCGCCUUCGUGCUUGACCCGGAAGAACACGCCCGCCAGCACAAGGUGUUUGCCCCCCAGUUCCGCCCCUCCGCCGUCCGCACCCAGGAGCCAAUCGUACACUCCCAUGUCGACCUUUGGGUGAAGCAGAUUGCAGCCCGCGGCCGCGACGGGACCAUUCCCCUCGACAUCUCCAAGUGGUUCGAGUGGUUGACCUUCGAUAUCAUCGGCGAACUCACCUUCGGCCAGUCCUUCAACGCCACCCGCGACAACAAGAGCCACCCCUGGGUCUCCAUCCUCCUAGACGCAACCUACAGCGGCUCGAUCUUCAACCUGCGCAAGCGCCUCGCCUUCGUCGGCCCCCUGCUGCGCUGGAUGCCGUAUAUCUCAUCGACCGCCCGCGCCGCAGUCACCUCCAUAAUGCAGCACGGCGCCAUGACGCUCGCCCUAACCCGCAAGCGCAUCGAAGCGGGCCCCGCACGCAGCGACGUCGACGACUUCCUCGCGCACGCUAUCCGCGCAGGCUGGAUGUCCGAUACCGUCCUCGCGAACCAGGCCAUGGUUAUGCUGACCGCCGGCGCGGAGACCAGUGCUACGGCUCUCACAGCCGCGAUGUGGUACCUCUCGCAGCCGGCCCACGCACACUGCCUCGAGCGCCUGCGCUCCGAGGUGCGGACCACUUUUGCCAAUCCCGCUGAGGUGACCGGUGACGCGACCGCCCGACUCCCCUACCUCAACGCCGUGCUCGAGGAGACGAUGCGCCUGUUCCCUCCCUCGCCCGUUGGUCCGCCGCGCGUUAGCCCCGUGGGCGGCGAGACCGUCGACGGCACGUUCGUCCCGGAGGGUGUGUAUGUUUCCGCCGAUGUCUGGGCGAUCCAUCACGAUGGCCGUACUGUGGGCGAACAGCCCGAUAAAUUCAGGCCCGAGCGCUGGUGCGAUGUUGGCGCCGCGGCGAAGCCGUAUACAGUUCCUUUUAGCAUCGGGCCCCGGAUGUGCAUUGGAGUUACGCUUGCGUGGGUUGAGAUGCGCAUUGCCUUGGCUAAGGCGGUGCUUGCUUUUGACUGGGAGUUGGCUGAGGAUGCGGUUGGGGGGAGUGGGGAUUGGGUUGAGGAGGCGAGGCUUAAGCAGUUGUGGCAGAAGGCGCCUUUGAGAAUGCGCUUCCGGCCGGUUGGGAGGUGA